Tribolium madens (black flour beetle) is the source of this 1015-nucleotide messenger RNA. Its product is annotated as 4-nitrophenylphosphatase-like. The transcript has 3 exons. Gene Ontology annotation, cellular component: cytoplasm. The record is from RefSeq and is a predicted model, not a curated record. NCBI's taxonomy places the organism in Eukaryota, Metazoa, Arthropoda, Insecta, Coleoptera, Tenebrionidae. The coding region runs from base 70 to 981 and encodes 303 amino acids. Gene Ontology annotation, molecular function: phosphatase activity.
AUUCUAGACAAUGAUAAACGGCUUUCGUGUAGAGAAGAAAAUAAACAAAAAUCUGUUAAACAAUUAGCCAUGAAAGACUUACGAUGUGUGUCUAAAACAGAGCAAAAAAAAUUUUUUGAUUCCUUCGAUCAGGUUUUGUGCGACGUAGAUGGUGUUUUAUGGCAUUUUCCGGAAAAAAUUCCCGGAGCUGAUUUGGGUCUGGCUUACCUAAAAAAUCUCAAAAAGCAAAUCAUUUUUGUCUCAAAUAAAACAACAAAAUCGCAAAAUGAGGUUUAUAAAAAUUUGAAAUCGUUCGGAUUUGAUUUGAAUCAACAAGACUUAAUUAUGCCCCAACUAGCCGUUAUCUGGUAUCUUGAAAAAAUUAAUUUUAACAAAAAAAUAUUUCUGCUUGGAAUGACAAGUCUGAAAGUAGAACUGGAAGAUGCUGGCUUUGAAAUUGUCAAAUCCGAGCCUGGGGUAAUUCCAGAAUCUGUUUCAAAAUUUUUCGACUUUUCACUGGUCGACGAUUGUAACAUCGGUGCCGUUGUUUGUGACACUGAUGUGAAUUUGAAUUACUUGCAAUUACAGAAAGCAGGGACGUACUUAAAACGAUCGGACACGCUUUUUAUUACGACCAACGGAAGUAGAAAUCUAUAUUCUGGCACGGAACGUGUCUUAUUCGGUCCUGGAUACUUCGAUGAGAUUUUGGAGAAUUUCACGGGACGGAAAGCGUUGCGAUUGGCUAAACCCAGUCUUCAAUAUAACGAGUUUAUCAAGGAAAAGUUUCAGUUAAGGAACACUUCAAGAGUUUUAUUUAUUGGCGACUCGAUUGAGGAUGAUAUGGCUUUUGCGAGUAAUUGUGGUUAUAAAAAACUACUAGUUUUGAGCGGAAAUACUCAUAAAAACCAGUUACUGAAUUGGAAGUUUCCGGAUAAAUCUGGAAUGGACUAUUAUGUGGAUAGCCUAAAAGUCGUCCACGACAUUUUGAGUGCAAUUUAUUAGUACACUAUUUCAAAUAAAAACAAAAAUGAACUGA